AUGUCACGUCCAGAACACCUAGCGCCGCCCGAGAUAUUCUACAAUGACACCGAAGCCUCCAAAUACACCGCCAACACGCGUGUACAGACCAUUCAAGCCGAAAUGACCGAACGAGCGCUCGAGCUGCUCAUGCUUCCCGCCCACCGCACUCCCGCGCUCCUCCUCGACAUCGGCUGCGGCUCCGGUCUAUCCGGUGAGAUCAUCACCGAACACGGACACGAAUGGAUCGGAAUCGACAUCUCCCCGUCCAUGCUCGAGGUCGCGCUGGAAAAGGAAACCGAGGGAGACAUCAUGCUCGCCGACGCAGGUCAGGGUUGCACCUUCCGUGCAGGCUCUUUCGAUGGAGCUAUCUCCAUCUCCGUCCUCCAGUGGCUGUGCAAUGCGGAUUCUACCUCUCACAACCCCGCAGCGCGUCUAGCCAACUUCUUCACAACCCUCUACUCGUCCCUCUCCCGCGGCGCGAGAGCUGUGUUCCAGUUCUACCCGGAAUCGGACGACCAGGUGAAGUUCAUCAUGCAAUUCGCCACAAGAGCCGGCUUUGGCGGAGGACUGGUGGUGGACUAUCCGAACUCGAGAAAGGCCAAAAAAUUCUACCUGGUGUUGUGGGUAGGUGGAGAGAUGAUGGUCGGACCCAACGGGGAAGCUGCAAAGCAGGAGCUGCCGCAAGGGCUAGUGCAUGAUCAUGAAGAUGCGGAGACGGGAAAGAGCGGCGUCAAGUACGAAAAGAGGAGGCUGGAUAGAGACGACAGAAAGGGCAAGAAGAAGAAGAGGAGCGGCGAGACCGCCAAGGAGUACAUCGUGAGGAAGAAGGAGUUGAAUAGAAAGAGAGGCAAGGAAGAUGUUCCGCUCGACAGCAGGUAUACGGGAAGGAAGAGGAAGGGCGGUUUCUAG
Molecule: messenger RNA, 891 nt
Organism: Pseudozyma hubeiensis SY62
Lineage: Eukaryota; Fungi; Basidiomycota; Ustilaginomycetes; Ustilaginales; Ustilaginaceae
Exons: 1
Coding region: 1-891 (296 amino acids)
Biological process (GO): rRNA (guanine-N7)-methylation
Cellular component (GO): nucleolus
Molecular function (GO): rRNA (guanine) methyltransferase activity
Source: RefSeq, a predicted model, not a curated record